Messenger RNA from Nycticebus coucang (slow loris), 2130 nucleotides. RefSeq names its product EF-hand domain family member D1 (gene EFHD1). Gene Ontology annotation, molecular function: calcium ion sensor activity. Gene Ontology annotation, cellular component: mitochondrial inner membrane. The record is from RefSeq and is a predicted model, not a curated record. Lineage: Eukaryota; Metazoa; Chordata; Mammalia; Primates; Lorisidae. The coding region runs from base 390 to 1109 and encodes 239 amino acids. The transcript is spliced from 4 exons.
GACCAGAAAGGAACCGCCCGCACCGUCGUGAAGCAAAACUUUGGUCCGCUCCCUUUUCUUGGGAGCGGCCGCGGGCGGCAAGGUCAGAGUUGAUCCAGAGGCCCAUGCCCUGGCCCGGGGGGCGGUCAGCCUCCCGUCCCCAGCCUCGGGGAGGAGCAGCGGGUCGCGAUCCCGGGGACGCGCAGACACCAUCCCGCCAGCUGGGCUGUCCCCGAGUCCCAGCACCUCCUUAAAGCCGCGGCUCCGCCCCGCCCGCCGGCGGUUCCGCCCAACCGCCUGGUCCCCGCCGCCUCGGCGGAGUGUCCCAGAGCCACGAGCCUGCUAGGAGCACGCCGCCCGCUCCGUCCCUGAGCCGGGUCCCGAGUCCCCGCGUCCUCCGAUCCGCGGUCAUGGCCAGCGAAGAGCUGGCACGCAAACUGCGGCGCCGGCUGCAGCUCGAGGAGGCCGAGGAGGGCGGUCCGCAGCCGGCUUCCCCCGCCGCCCCAGCCCCGGAGCCCGGGCUGGAGCCCGCGCCACCCGCCCGGGCGUCCACGGCCAGCGCCGAUGCCGAGCUGAGCGCCCAGCUGAGCCGGAGGCUGGACAUCAACGAGGGUGCGGCGCGGCCCCGCCGCUGCAAGGUCUUCCACCCCUACUCCGAGUUCCCGGAGUUCAGCCGCCGCCUUAUCAAGGAUCUGGAGAGCAUGUUCAAACUGUAUGACGCUGGGCGAGACGGCUUCAUUGACCUCAUGGAGCUGAAGCUGAUGAUGGAGAAACUGGGGGCCCCCCAGACCCACUUGGGCCUGAAGAGCAUGAUCAAGGAGGUGGAUGAGGACUUUGAUGGCAAGCUCAGCUUCCGGGAGUUCCUACUCAUUUUCCAUAAGGCUGCAGCUGGGGAACUACAGGAGGACAGUGGCCUGAUGGCGCUGGCAAAGCUCUCUGAGAUUGACGUUGCCCUGGAGGGCGUCAGAGGUGCCAAGGACUUCUUUGAAGCCAAGGCCCAAGCCCUGUCAUGUGCCAGUAAGUUUGAAGCAGAGUUAAAAGCUGAGCAAGACGAGCGGAAGCGGGAGGAAGAGGAGAGGAUGCUCCGCCAGGCGGCCUUCAAGGAGCUCAAGGCCACCUUCAGUGCAUAGUCCACCGCCCUUUCCCUCCGUCUACAGCUGUGCCUUGAAGAUGCCCUGGUACUCAUGGCUGGGCAUCUUCUCCUCCCCACUGUACCCUCCCUGAGCCAGCAGCCACACUCACUUCCCAGUGCCACCCCUCAUUCCUCCUGGUGUCCCAUGGUCUGGGUGGGCCAGGUGCCCACCUGCCUCCCUUUCCUGCCUCUGCUCCUUUGCGCUUCUCUGUAGCCAGCACUUGCUGCUUCUCGUCCCUUUACCAUUCCACACCAAAAGUAGUCUGUGUUAAUUUGUGCAGAUCUGUCUGUUGUGGUCCUUGGAAGAAGUGUUACCUGCUUUCCUGGGGAAUUCUCUGCAGCCUUCCUCUGUUUCCUCUCCAGAUUCCCUAUUCUCACCCUUGGUCUCGGGUUCUGCCAGCUGCUUUUGUAUCUUCUGCCCAUAGGUGAUGGGCCCACUGCCUGUCCCCUCCCUCCCAACAGGCUGAACAGCAUUCAGCUGAGGUGAGGAAGCAUCGAGGCAAGACAGGAGUUCCACCCCUUCCUGGCUCCUGGCUCCUAGAGUCCCCCAGGCUUGUCCGCUCCAUCCAUGUCUUUCCAUUUCAGCCCUUUUCCCCACUCUUAAGUGUUUUCUACUUACCCAUAAGAAUGAAAGCAUAAUUAGAAUGCUAAUGAGCAGGAUUCCUGUGACUGACGAUACAGAUUAUAUUAGAAUGGAUCCCAACAUUCCUAGGUGACAAAUCUAGGGCCUUUCAAACUCUCAACAGUCAUGGCCGUCCUCAUUAGCCAAUUUCCAACAUCUGUUCCAAGGCGUAGAGGUGAAACUGUCCCCUCCCUGGUACAGAUUUUUAUAUACCUUGUGAGUUCUUGGGAUUGCUCACAAAUCCCAGGAUUUGUUGUAUUUUUAAAAAAUAUUUCCUAUUGUCAUAUUUAUUACUUCUCUUUUGUAACUGCUGUCUUUACAACAAAGAAAACACCUGCCUUUCUACCUUAUACCUGUUUCUUUUUAAAUAAACUAUGCAGUGAACUUGGCCAUCCCA